Messenger RNA from Fusarium keratoplasticum, 1113 nucleotides. RefSeq names its product BZIP transcription factor. The record is from RefSeq and is a predicted model, not a curated record. The transcript is spliced from 4 exons. Bases 1 to 1113 code for a protein of 370 amino acids. NCBI's taxonomy places the organism in Eukaryota, Fungi, Ascomycota, Sordariomycetes, Hypocreales, Nectriaceae.
AUGUCGUUCAAGAGGCCUUGUCCCGACCCAGACCACGAGUCGCCGCUUGGCCAUCAAAGAGGAAAGAAGACAGAGCACGGUCUUUUUCCUCAACGAGCCUAUCGUGAACGCCUCAAGGCCAAACUUGAAGGCCUUGAAGAUGAAGUGCCGGCCCCGCAAGAGCUCUUCAUUGAUGCUGCACCAACACCGAGGUCGGAGAUCACCAACCCUCCUCUUGACUCCAAGGCGGCUUCGACUACAUAUCCAGAUGUUGCGACACCAGCAGCUCAUCACGAUCUCAUGACUAGCGCUGCUUUCGACCUUGCAAGUAUAGACGCAGCAUAUCCCUCAGAAGGAUGUCUUGGCAGCCAUCACCUGGACUUUCCGACCGCCUCAGACUUUCACGCUUCAUUGUCUCCGCACGGCACCUCUCUCUCGUUGGACCCGCAAAAUGUUCUACGGAGACUACAGGACGACUGCUCCGUCAUAAACAUGCCAUCAUAUUUCGAGCGCAGCAAACCUGGUCCUCUCGAAUAUGUCCGUCCUGAGAUACCUAGCCAUUCCGCUACAAACCCGCACCCGCGUGGCGGAAGAAGCAUUGACCGUGCUGCUCCCGUCCAGGACCGAAUACGCCACAUCGUGGAUUCAGCCAUCGAGGCCGGCUUCACGAAUUUUGAUGAAGCUAUAGAGGCCUACUAUACGGAAACCUUUGAUGAGACCUCGCCACUAGAUCGGGACCAGAGACUGAGCCGCAAUCGGCGGCUACCCCGGCUGCUGGGUGCUCUGCGCGAUGCUUCCAAGGACUGGAGUCAUUGGGAGCGGCGAGGCUUUCAAGAACAGAUCACUCAAGGCGCCGAGGAUAUUCUCGUCGACGAGCUUGAGCUCUUCAGGAAGGAGUACCCAGACACUGCUUUUCUCCGAGAAAUGACCAGCUCGGAGCUGGGAGGAGGCCAGACCGCUGGAACAAGUCGAGGGUCGAGAAACAGGCGAACAUUCCAAGACAAUCUCCCAAACCUAUGGGCUUUGGCUACGACGCUUGUAGCGAGGACAAAUGCAUCAAGGCAUGAUUCCGACUGCGAAGCAGUCCUGCGUAUCAUAGAGGCUUUGUGCGCUUCGCGAAGUAAUGGGUCCUGA